UCGUGCUGUCCGAGCCACUUUUUCAUUCUUGGCUGUUGGUAGAGGACGAUUGCACUUAAUCUAACGCAGCUACUGCCCAGCAGCGGGGCGCCAAGAAGAAUAACGUGACCUCAGAACGAUGGACCACAGAACAAAGAGCAGUGCGGACCCCGAACAGUGCAGUUCAGCUGGCAACCCGUCGACUAAGAGUCUCAAGGGCUCGACAGACUCUGAGCCAGAGCUGGCGGACAAGCAACCGAUGGCUGCCCAUGACCCCUCGAAGGGCCAUCAUGCUCAUCACAAAUCCGCUGCAGCGACGUCAACCGCGAAGCUGGUGCAACAUCCAUCUCCGCAGUCCAAGAAACCGGCGGCCGGAGGAAGCGAGCUGACAGACAAGGAGGAGUCCGCAGCUCUUCAGAAGGACACGAAGGAAGCCGGCAAGGACGUCGUUGACGAUGAUGAGCCGGCCAUAGACCCCCGCGAACCCUUGCCUAACAGGGCCGUCAUCGACCGGCGAGUGUCCAUGGGCGAGGUGUUACAUACGGAGCCUCCGGCACAUUUUCUAGGCUGACACUUCAUAAGCAACAGAUGUCUUUACAUCGUGGUCCCUGGCUGUCAUGUGCAAGAGCGGCGCGUGAUCAAAAGCGAGAAGAUAAAUUUAUUCGAAACGAGAAAGCAAAUUUGUAGAAAUAAACGGGUUUGUUGGAUGCA
Messenger RNA from Dermacentor andersoni, 690 nucleotides. RefSeq lists its product as uncharacterized. NCBI's taxonomy places the organism in Eukaryota, Metazoa, Arthropoda, Arachnida, Ixodida, Ixodidae. The record is from RefSeq and is a predicted model, not a curated record.